Molecule: messenger RNA, 453 nt
Organism: Closterium sp. Naga37s-1
Lineage: Eukaryota; Viridiplantae; Streptophyta; Zygnematophyceae; Desmidiales; Closteriaceae
Source: the annotation of a GenBank genome assembly
AUGCAGAUGCAGAUAAGGGCGUGCCACGUGGCGUUUGCCGUUACUGCCGUUACUGCUGCUUCCCCGUUUCCCCACCUUAGCAUCGGGGAGGGGGUGGAGAGGUGGUACGGCAGAGCACAGAGAGCAUCUGUGCGGCUUGGGCAGAGCAUCUGUGCGGCUUGGGCAGAGCAUCUGUGCGGCUUGGGCAGAGCAUCUGUGCGGCUUGGGCAGAGCAUCUGUGUCACGAGCCUUGGCAGUGGCAUGGACAUGGGGAUGGGCAUGGGAAUGGGCGUGGGGAUGGGCAUGGGGAUGGGGAUGGGCAUGGGGAUGGGCAUGGGAAUGGGCGUGGGGAUGGGCAUGGGGAUGGGGAUGGGCAUGGGGAUGGGCAUGGGGAUGGGCAUGGGGAUGGGCAUGGAGAUGGGGAUGGGAAUGGGGAUGGGUGCUGGCAUGGGAGGCAUGGGAGUGGGCAUGUGA